Molecule: messenger RNA, 1548 nt
Organism: Pimephales promelas (fathead minnow)
Lineage: Eukaryota; Metazoa; Chordata; Actinopteri; Cypriniformes; Leuciscidae
Gene: wdr38
Product: WD repeat domain 38
Molecular function (GO): protein binding
Source: RefSeq, a predicted model, not a curated record
CAGUCAGCUUGUUAAUGUGUUUUCAGAGUUAAUGACUGUUUAAAGUACUGUAAUAAAGCGCAGACACUCAAGAGGCCGUAACUCUGGAUACAAAACCCAAACAAAAACUGAGCUGCAACACUGCAGCCAAGCUCCACGAUUCAUUGACCAUGUUCGAUUAAUUAUUACAUUUUUGACAUUUCUGAAAUGUAUCUUUCUCAUGAAAAAGGAAGCGUGUGUCGUCAUCCCUCAGAAGACUUCAGUCUGUCCAACAUUAGAUAUUUUUCCAGACACAAAGGAGAGGUGAACUGCUGUGUGUUCUCCCCUGACUGUCAGAUUCUGCUCAGCUGCUGUGAUGAUGGCAGACUGUACCUGUGGAACGCCACCAGCGCAGAACACCUGGCCACAGUCAGCGGACACUCAGGUCCAGUGAAAUCGUGUGUUUUCUCCACGGACGGUCAGCUGUUCGCGAGCGCGUCCCACGACUGUACCGUCAGGAUCUGGUGCAGCUCGAGUACAAAAUGCACACACAUACUGACAGGUCACACGCGGAGUGUGGAGACGGUGAGCUUCAGUCCGGACGGGCAGUGGCUGCUGUCGGGUGGAUGGGACAACAGGGCGCUGAUCUGGAGAGUCCGGUGUGGUGAGAUGUUUGAGGAGUUGCGGGGUCACACUGCAGCUGUCCAGAGCAGCGUCUUCUCCUCAGACUCGCAGUGUGUGGCCACGGGCUCCUGGGAUCGCUCCGUGAGAGUGUGGAAACUUCACGGCGGAAAGGAGGUUGUGACAUUACAGGGGCACCAGGGAAAUGUGGCCUGUCUCUGUUUCUCUGUUACUGGGAUGCUGGCCUCAGGCUCAUGGGACGGGACGGUGCGUGUGUGGUUGCCAGAGCGUUCCACAUGUCUGUUUGUCUUGGGAGGUUGUGAGCGUGUGUGGAUCAGGAGUCUGGCCUUCUCCAGAGACGGACGGGUUUUGGCAUCCGCCGCUGAAGGCGACAUGGUGAGGAUUUGGGAUACGAUCACUGGAGCUUGUAUGAAGAGGCUGAAGGGUCAUAAGGACUCAGCGUUCGGCUGUGUGUUCAGUCCCGGCGGGGAGCUUCUCGUCUGUGGAUCUGAGCAACUGGAUGAAGAGGGGGAUGAAGAAAAAAGCACAGAGGAGGGAAGUGAGAGAUGGACGAGUUUAAACCGAGAACAGGACGAUAAAGAUGGCGCUUGUUAUUUGAGCUUGCAAGGCUUCUGAUUCAUUAGCCAACUUACUGUAUUUUCACUGCAAUGCUGUGAAUGAGAGAGACUUUCAAUUCAUUAUCUGCUAUGUUGAAGAAUAGUGCAGUAAACUGUCAAACUAUUUUAACAGUGCUAACCAAUGCGUUUAUGAUUAUGAUAAUACAUUUAAAUUAAAAUAACAAAUACAGCUUGCACCAUGUUUUGUACACAAUUUAAGUGAUGCUUGGCCAUGCAUGCCAUUCUGAUUACAUAUAAAUUCUUUUCUUUUUUUAUUUGAUUUUAUCAUGUUUCUAUUCUACAGCCAGAGAUUAUUAAAUAUUAUCUGGAAAAUACUUAAAUAACUUUCUGU